Molecule: messenger RNA, 976 nt
Organism: Ceratina calcarata
Lineage: Eukaryota; Metazoa; Arthropoda; Insecta; Hymenoptera; Apidae
Product: coenzyme Q-binding protein COQ10 homolog B, mitochondrial
Exons: 3
Coding region: 339-917 (192 amino acids)
Biological process (GO): cellular respiration
Cellular component (GO): mitochondrion
Molecular function (GO): ubiquinone binding
Source: RefSeq, a predicted model, not a curated record
AAAUAAAUGCGUCGCGUCGAUGUGUUAUUUCUUGGUGCUAUGAAUUAUAAAAAUAUCCUAUUAUUUUUAAACGUAUUUACACGCGCGACCACAUUUCGCUCGCGCUUAUAUAUCUUCCGUCUUAUAAACUAACUGUUGCAAUUUCAUUUAUAUUUCUAAAAGACGAACAAUAUAUAAAAUGGUUUUUAAUUGAACGAAUCGCUUGAGAUUAGACGAGAAACAACGAAGUGUAUCCAUAAAAAUUGAUAAUGUGCAAAGUUCCUGAAUGUGAAGAUAUAUGAAUUGUACAUAGAAACUUCAUUGACGACGAAUCAAAGUGAAUUUAUUAUUGUGCCAUCAUGUAUAGACGCGUUCUGUUGCUCGAAAGUGCGAUGCUCCAAACAAGAAAUAGUCUUAGUAAACAAUGCGUAGACAGAAUGUAUAUGAUCGAGACUGCGAGAACAAAAGAGUACGAGGGCCGUAAAUUGAUAGGGUUUUCGAUGGAACAGAUAUUCGACGUCGUAGCCGACGUGAGAAACUAUAGACAAUUCGUACCAUUUUGCAAAAAAUCCGACGUAAUAUUAAAAACCGAUGAUAUGCUCAAAGCCAAUUUGGUCAUAGGGUUCCCGCCGAUAAACGAGAGUUACACGUCGAAGGUGACGACCGUGCGACCGCACAUGGUAAAAGCCGAGUGCACCGAUGGCAGGCUAUUCAAUCAUUUGAACACUUUAUGGCUUUUCAGUCCGGGAUUAAAAAAUAAUCCGCAGACCUGCGUUAUCGAUUUCUCUUUGUCCUUCGAAUUCAAGUCGAUCAUUCAUUCGCACUUGUCGAAUUUGUUCUUCAAUGAGAUCGUCAGGCAGAUGGAGAACGCGUUUCUCGACGAAGCCAAUCGUAGAUACGGGAGACCGUGUAUAAAGACAGUGCGAUUAGAGAGAUGAUGUAUAACAGAUACAUUGAUCGAUUGUAUAAAUUAUGAAUAAAAUCGAGCGUCCACCGA